This is a messenger RNA of Pocillopora verrucosa, 2750 nucleotides long. RefSeq names its product leukocyte elastase inhibitor. The record is from RefSeq and is a predicted model, not a curated record. Gene Ontology annotation, molecular function: serine-type endopeptidase inhibitor activity. Lineage: Eukaryota; Metazoa; Cnidaria; Anthozoa; Scleractinia; Pocilloporidae.
AGUAAGCAAAGAUGAUGUCUACAGCAUUUUAUGUUUUGUUCCUCCUCUUACUGCUGAACGGUUUAAAUUCAGUGAACUCCGAUCAAAAUGAAGGUAAACAUGAAGGAAAUAUCAUAGAAACCAUUAAUGAUUUCGGUUUCGAUCUGUUAAAGAUUUUCGAUCAAGACAAGGAAAUGAAAGGCAUCAAUUUGUUCUACUCUCCGACAAGCAUCGCGGUUGCUUUAGCAAUGGUGUUUCUGGGGAGUAGGGGAAACACAGCUGAUGAAAUAGCUAAGGCAAUGAAGUGGUACGCUUAUGAAUCUGAAGACGUUCAUUUGACAUUGAAAUCGUUAAUGGAAGCAAUUGCAGAGUCUGAACAUGCAAACCUCGAGCUGAAGAUCGCCAAUCGAUUAUGGGGACAUGAAUACCUACACGAAACUGCAGAAUAUAAAGAGAGUAUCUUGGCCUUUUAUAAUACUCCAAUUGCAAAAGUCGACUUCAAAGAGGGUUCUGAAAGAGCGAGAGAGGAGAUAAAUCAGUGGGUUGAAAAAAAUACCGGAAGGAAAAUUAAGGAUUUUCUGCCUCCGGGGUCUGUGACUGAAGAUACUAGAGUGGCAUUAAUUAAUGCAAUUUAUUUUCAGGGUACUUGGCUUCAUGCUUUUGAUCGGGAAAAAACACAUCAUGCACCAUUUCACACUGUUGGUGAUGGUGAGCGGGUUCUCGAAGUUUCAAUGAUGACAAAAACUUCAAGACAAAGUUACCACGUUGAUGAAGAACACAACUGCCAAAUACUGGAGCUUCCGUAUGAUGGCGAUGAUAUUUCCAUGUUGAUCGCCCUUCCAAAUGACAUCCUUGGAAUUUCAAGCAUCGAACAGCUGAUAAACACUGAGUUGAUGGAUAAAUGGAUUAUGUCUUUUGUCAAAACCACCGUUAAAGUAUCAAUUCCCAGGUUUAUCCUAAGUCAGCAUUUUGAAUUAAAGAAGACUCUGAGUAAACUUGGCAUCAGUGACGUGUUUGAGGCAGGCAUUGCAGACUUGUCCGGGCUGAGUUCUGUGGAAAGCUUAUAUGUAUCGCAUGUGAUACACAAGGCACAGGUCCAUGUGAAUGAGAAGGGAACUGAAGCUGCUGCAGCAUCUGGGGUGAUCAUGCAAAAGAGAUCUGUAGAAAUAUAUCCUGAAUUUUAUGCUGAUCACCCAUUUCUGUUUAUAAUUUACCACAAAUCUACAAGAGCUGUUUUAUUUAUUGGUCGGGUUACAAGACCAGAGAUAGCAGAGCAAGGACAUUUUACUGCUGAAACUAAAGAGAAACCUAACACAAGGCAUUAUAAUGAUGAGCUGUAAGUUAACCCUAUCAGUUAGAUUUAACACCAAAUUCUCACAGCUACAAUCAUAAGAAACGCAAAGAAGACAGAUAGGAGAAUUUGUAUUGAGAUCAUAGGAGUGAAAGGGUUAAGUUACAUGUUAAAAAGGAAGACAAUUUUAAGUAAGUAUGUACCAUAAAAUCAGAAUCAUGUGUUCCAGAGGUAGUCUUUAUCUCUGCUUGUGACCCAUAAGGGAUCAAACCUCAGACAUUCUGGAUUAUACAUGAACUUUGUAAUGGGCCUUGCUCACUAUAGAGUCUCUGUGGCUUAGUGGUAGAGCAUCAGAGCACUGAAUCUGAAGGUCUGAGGUUUGAUUCCUGAUGAUUAUACAAAUAAUUUUCUCUUUUCCUCACACUCAUGAAAAUAAUAUUGCACUAUUGAUGGAAUAUUGGUCAACUGUUACCUGCCUACUGACCAACUAUUGCCUGACAUAUUCAUCACCUGUUGGAUCUACCUAUCAGACAAUGGUUUCCCAAGGCUACUUAAAGGAUAUGCAACCUUAAAAUCAUGUAUGUGGGCUCUAAAUUGAUUCAAUCUCACUGGAGGUUUUGGAUGGAGAAGUGGCCCUUGGGAAGGGCAGAGAAUGAGCUAAGAACAAGAUGUAUUAACCCUUUCACUCCCACAAGUGACCAAGACAGACUUUCUCCUUACAACAUCAAUACAAUAUCAAGCAGGCAGGUGAUGAGAAUAGAGAAGAAUAUCAAUCAUGGGAUUAUUAGUUGAUCCAAUACCAAUUUCUCUGAACUAACAUCAUAAGAAUUGUAUGGCAGAUAGUAAGGAGAAUUACUAAUCAGAUCUUGGGAGUGAAAGGGUUAAAGCGUUGUUCUUUAGAUUAAAGAAGCUUAGAAAUGGACUGGUUCAUAAGAUUUCACAAUAAAAUAAAACUGUCUGCACAACAGCAAAGUGGCCUAUUGUAGUGAAGCUAAACCAGGCUUUUGCAACUUGAAGUGACUGGAGGUUCUGCUACUUUACUUGGCUUGGAAGCUGGUUCACUUUUAAUUAGUAGAUGAGAUAAUUAACAAUUAUUUACUGAAAUGGAGGUAAAUAUCCACCACUUUCACCGACACAGUGGUAAAAAAAUUGUUCUAGUAAAUACCACUCAGAAACAAAAAAAAAAUAGCUUAUUUCUGACAAUAAACCCAAAAAAAUGGUUGGAAAUUAAAUUGUUGGUGCACAGUUUUGUCCUUUUGGCUGUUGAGGUUAGUAGUUCUUGGUAAUCACUUCCACACCAAUCAAUUAGUGUAAAUAUUGUGGUUCAAUUUUAUCCUUGGUUCAAAUUUUAUUUUCCUUUGUUUUUGGAUAUUGCAAUGGAGGAUAAUGAGUUUGAAACAAAAUAAUUAACCUGUGUGGCAUUUAUUAAAUAAGAUAACUUUAUUUACUGUAAAUAAGAUACUAACCUGCUGGGCCAGUU